UUCAUAAAUUCUUCUUGACAGCAGCUUCAACCAUCGCCGACAACCAGAGUAAACAUAUUUUUUGCCGAGAAAAAUUCUGUAAUUUUUCAACAAAUUUGCCAGCAGUUCCAAAUUCAAACACGCAAAUGAAGUUGGAUAAAACAUGAGUACUUUUCAUGCAAAAAUAGAAAACAUUUGCAGGCUCUGCUUGUCCGAAGAUGACAACUUGGAAUCUAUUUUUGUUGGUAGCGGGAGUGAACUGCUGCAAAUGAUAAUUUAUGACUGCACAACGGUGAAGGUAUCACCGAAGCACGGGCAUCCAACCUCUAUCUGUAUACAGUGCAAAGCAAAGGUGGAGAACUUUCAUCUGUUUCGCGAACAGUGUAUCCAAAACGACGAAUACCUACGAUCGACCUUCCUCGAACCGGAAAUUGUGAUUAAAACAGAGCCAGACUUUAUCAUCGGCACCGGCGAUGAGGAAGAUGAUGAUGAUGAUGAUAUCGAUGAGGCUGACCUCGAAGAAUGGGAUGAAUCUGAGUCGAACGACGUCCCGGAAGAAAACCAACUAGAUUGUACUCUUAGGCGGGACAGCUCCUUUCAAAGAGAAUUCAAAACAAGCAACGAUUUGGAUUCCAACUAUCAUUCUGCUCUAGUUCCUCUAUUUAAAUGUGAAUUCUGUUCGGCUGAAUUUGUCGUCCUAGAACAGCUUGAAAAGCACAUAACUAGUCACAAGGAAGAAAAGAUUUUUAAAUGUUUCUACUGUCCCAAAACAUUUCACUUUGCUAAGAAUUUAAACAUGCAUGUGGAAUAUAUACAUUCGAAGGUGAAAUAUUCACAAAAACUAGCUAUUAAAAGCACUCACGUUGCACAACAAUAUCGUCUAGUCAAUAACGAGAUAAAUACAACGCCAAGCGCUAACGUUAACAAUAAUAAUACCAUCAAUCGAAACGGAAAACUAGUGGCUGGACAAUCAGCUAAUACGAUGAAUCGUACUCCAGCGACUCGUGUCAAUAGCCACGAAUGUCAUGUAUGCCACAAAUCUUUCAACGAUCUCCGCCAGCACAUGCUUCUUCACGACGGUGAAAAACCGUACAAGUGCGAUAUAUGUUCUAAAUCAUUUUUCAACGCCUCGACAUUGAAAACGCACUAUCGUGUACACAGCGACGAAAACCCGUUUCGAUGUACCACAUGCACUAAGGUUUUCGAUAAUGCACGCAGUUUGGAACUGCACUACCGAACCCACACCGGUGAGCGCCCAUAUACUUGUGACGUCUGCUUGAAGAAAUUUUCGUGUUCGUCUAACUUGAAACGGCAUCGAAAACUGCAUGAUCGAGAUUGAACUGGUAAGUUUUACUAACCGAAGAGCGCGAAGUGCGCUAACAACCAAGAGGUAUUACCAGUUAAUGGUAACGUCCACUGAUACAUAUUGUUAAGGACCAGUGAAAUUGAAUAAUGAAACUGUUAGAUAUUUCAUAUGCGCAUAUAACUAGCCGCCAAAAUUUGUGCAUUUACCUUAUCAAAGAAACGAGCAUUUUAGGAUGUAAAAUUGGUAUGCAUAUUUGUUAAUACGAAAGCUUGCACUGUAGUCAAGUGCGCAAUAGAAGCACAAUUAGCAAACCUUCUAUGCUAAAAUAACUCCAUAAAGUUCUAAUCCUGCUACGACGAGAAGCAUGUAAACUAUCUAAGUCAUUGUAUUUAUUUUCUAAUAACUUAUUAUCUAGUCCGUACUCAAAGAAUUGUAAAUUAUAGAAUAAGUUUUAUUGUACUGUUGAGCUUAUUGUAUAGUAAUUUAGUGAAAACAUUGCAAUAUCAAAACCUUUGAGAAGGAAUAUCACGCGAACAUUGCCCUUAUUAACGGAAAAAUAAACGAUGAAACCGAAUUUCACUAAU
Molecule: messenger RNA, 1869 nt
Organism: Topomyia yanbarensis
Lineage: Eukaryota; Metazoa; Arthropoda; Insecta; Diptera; Culicidae
Product: zinc finger protein 184-like
Exons: 4
Coding region: 143-1318 (391 amino acids)
Biological process (GO): regulation of DNA-templated transcription
Cellular component (GO): nucleus
Molecular function (GO): zinc ion binding; DNA-binding transcription factor activity, RNA polymerase II-specific; RNA polymerase II cis-regulatory region sequence-specific DNA binding
Source: RefSeq, a predicted model, not a curated record